AUGGACGAAAAUUCGACUUCAGGCAAAGUGGAUGUUCAGAGGCCAUCUGGAGACAUUGAUCACAUUUCUGAUUCGCACUUAUCAGAUCAUUCUAAAUCUGAUCAUGAAGGAGAAGAAGAAUCCAAAGUUCUUGAGCAAGACCAAGAUCCUAUAAAAAAUCUUGCAGAGGAAAAUGAAAGCCUGAAAGCGCAGUUAAAGAAUUUGGAGGAGAAUCAUGGAUUGUCGAUCGAACAACUAAAGGGCAGCCACAAGUCAGAGGUAGAGUUAUUGAAUGAAAAAAUUAAUGAAUCGGAGAAGGAGCUCAACAAUCUAAAAACGGCUAAUGAGUCAUUAAAUAAGAAAAUUGAAGAGAUCAGUAAAGAGCACAGUGAUAUAAAUAUAAUAAAGUCAGAGCUCUCCACAUAUAAAGAGCAAAAUGAACAAUUAACUAACUCCCCCCUCUGAGAGCAAACAAAACCAUAAAUUUUGCAAAUUAAAUUAAUUUUUAGUUCUAAAUUUUUACAAAUUAGAAUUUUUUUAAAUUUUGAAAAAAAAAUUCUAUAAAAUUUAUAUAUACAUUUUUUCAAAAAAAAAUUAACCUCUUCGUGAGCAAACAAGAUUUUUUUAUUCGCUUACCGAGGGGGGAGUGAGAAAAUCGGAAGUCUUGAGAAUCAAAUUUUAGAUCUUCAAAAACACAUUGAAAUUGAUGCUGAAAAACUGUUAAAAGAAGGCAAUGAGCAUAAAAAGCUACAAGAAAAACAUUCAAAAAUACUUUUGGAGCUAGAAAAUCACCAGUUAGCAAUUCGUGAGAAAAAUGAUCAAUUAGAAAAUGUUUCAGGGAUUGAGGAUAGAUUUAAGGCUGAAAAAGAAGCUUUUCAGCGUGAAAUUUCUGAACUAAAUGGAAAAUUAUUAGCAAAAGACGAAGAAAUUCAUGAAAUUUCUGAAAAAUUACAAUCCUUAAAUGAAACAAUAGCUUCACAUAAAGGAGAAAUGGAGUCAAUGCAAGGCUCUUAUCAGAAUAUUGUUGAUGAUUAUACAGAAAUAAUCGCGAAAGAAAAAGAAAACGCAAAGAAAUUAGAGAAUGAAAACCAAAGCCUCAAAGAGCAAGUAGAAAACUUAUCUUCGAAUCAUGGCUCUCAACAAGAGCUCGUAAAGAAGCUAAUGGAUGAAAAUCAAAGCCUGAAAGAACAAGUAGGUUAUGCUAUUAAAAGUCAGGCGUUAGCCAUAUUGGUGACCCGAUCACCAAAGACCUCCGCUGUGGGAGUUUCUACAACUUUUCGACUACAGCCAGAGAGUCUGUAAAACUUCCGGUACCUUCUGUCUCCUCCUUACUUUGGAGCUUCAGUCUUGAGUUUGCGGCUUAUGGAUGCAACCCUACUAUGGGUGAUUUAUUAGCUUGAUUCCAAGGAUCCUUGGAGUCUGUUGGGUUCAGAAGUGCCUUUCUUCGACAGCUACAGGAAAAAGACUACUGUGGCAUGGGCCGAAACCCCCAGUUUCUCAGUAGAGGAAUGCCCAUGGGCCCUUGGAUUCAAAGAGCGUUGUUGAGCUUCUCCAUUUCCAACCACAGGAAAGCAGCCAAAACCUACCCGGAUAUACAUUCUCUUGAGCCUGCACUCGGCUCUCGGCUCGGAGUCCAUCCCAGUUCGCCGUAGCUAUAAGAUCUGGAUCGUUGCUCCAAGAAUGCAGGUUGACACAUGCUGCAAAUUUUAAUGUAUAUCUAAAAGAACAAGCAAGCAGCUUAUCUUCAAGUCAUGGCUCUCAAAUAGAAGACCUUAAAGGUGAGCAUAGUUCUUUUAUUGAAACUUUGAAUGAAAAAAUAUCAAGCUUAGAUAAAGAACUUAUAAGCUCCAAAAGUCUUAAUGAAGUCCUUAAUAAACAGUUAGAAGAACUCCAUCAUGCUCAUAAAGAUUUAUCAAGCCAACAUGAAGGAAAUAUCAAUUAUAAAGAAAAAUAUGAAGAAUUUAAAGAAAAAAUAGAUGGGCUUGAAGAAAAAUUGAUUGAUUUAAACAGCCUAAAUGAGCUAGAGAAAGAAAAGGUUUUUGCUUUGCAAGCUGAAUGCAAAAAAUAUGAUAAGUUAUUAGCCGAUGCUCUACAACGACAAGUGGACCCUCAAGAAAUUACUAAUUUGCGUGAAGAAAUCAAUCAACUUAAAGCAGAAAAUGCAAAAAUUACAGAGUUGCGUGAAAAAGACGCAAAUGAUGCCAAAGAAAAAAGUUUGAAAAACAAAAAAGUCUGGGAAGCUGAAAAAGAAAAGUCAGCCAAGCUUGAAAAUAAGCUGAAAAAAGGCUUCGAGUCAUAUAAAAAGCUUAAAGAAGAAUAUGAAGCCCAAAAAUCCCAAAUUGAAGAAUCAAGCAAACUUCAUGAAAAUUCAGCUGCUAAGCUAGAAAGACUUGAAAAGAAAAACGAAGAGCUUGCUAAGAUUAUAACAGUCUUAAACGCUGACCUUGCUAAAAAACUAGAAGAAAUUGAACUGUCUCAUGAAAAAACAUUGAAGGUUGAAAGUGAGCUCAAGAAGUCCAAAGAUGCUUCCGAGUCUUUAAUUAAAGAGGUAUAGUGCAAUAUAUUGAAUAAAGAUAUCUUUAUUUAUGAUGAUAAAUUAUUAAUUAUUUUUCUCGCUUAUGCCAAUCUAAUUAAGUAUGGGAUAAAUUCAUUGAAAAAAUCAAUAUCGAAGAGCACAAAAAAGCAUGAAGAAAAAAGAAAAAGCAUUAUUGAAGAAAAAGAAGAAAUUGGGAAGAAGCUUGAAGAAGGUGACGCUAGAAUCAAAGCUUUAGACGACCAAAUCGCUAUUUUGAAUACAAAGCUAGAGUCGUCUAAUUCGCUGAAUAGAAUGGAAGGAAUGCUAAUACUUUUGAUUAUUUUGACCAUUGGAGUAUCCUUUAUAUGGCGUAACUUUAUUUAA
This is a messenger RNA of Blepharisma stoltei, 2878 nucleotides long. Lineage: Eukaryota; Ciliophora; Heterotrichea; Heterotrichida; Blepharismidae. The record is from the annotation of a GenBank genome assembly.